AAACACUGAAAGGUCAACUUCCGGCUGGGCUGAACUUUAAAUAAUUAAUUUAUCCAGGCGUUAAUUAAACCAAGAGAACGCUUGAAAUGAAUAAAAGCAUCUGAGCAAUGAAGCAGCAGGGGGGCAAAUAAAGCCCGCAUUAAAACCACGAGUUUCUAGGGCAGACGCCACAGUGAGGCUAGCCGCAGAGCUAACAGUCACACCUGCUCAGAUCUGCCCUGUGCACUGCAUAUACUGUACAUGCCCACCAGCGUUUAUUAACAAAACAUCCAUUCCAUGCUGUAAUCUGCGAAUGACUGCGGAAAUCUGAGCGACAAUGGACUCGAAGAGGGAAAAGGACAACGAAACAGAAUGUGCAAAGAUCACCACUGUGCUUCUGAAGUCCCGCACCGGGGAGUUUGAUUUGGAGUCCAUUAUGUUUCUUAAGCUUAGGAAUUUAGGAAUUUAUGAUCUUGGAUGUAUAGGAGACUGUAUAAACCUGGAGAGGCUGGACCUCUCUGGAAAUAACAUCACAAAUCUGGGGCCUCUUUCACCUCUACGGAGACUUCUUGUUCUUAACUUGUCAGCCAACAGAAUCUCUAAUUUAGAACCUCUUUCCAGCUGUGAAGGUUUACUGAGUUUGAAUGUUGCUGGCAAUGUGAUACUGAGUGUUGAUAAUCUUCAUGCACUGAAGUCUUUAAAGAAGCUGGAGAGCAUCAGACUGAAGGACAACACCUAUAAUUAUACCAAUCCAGUCUGCAAGAAUUUAUCAUACCGGACUCUUAUUCUUGAAAAUUUCCCAAACAUGAAAGUGUUGGAUGGUGAAAGGGUGGUGGGACGUGGAAGUGACUUAUACCAACUAUGCAAAGAUAUUGAUGAUACUAUUAAAACAGGCAUGUAUAAAAAUGGCCAACUGCCUGAGUUGCCAGAGACCAAACCUUGGGUGGAUGAUGGCUUUUGGGAGAUAAAGAGGUCAAACAAUGCCAUAGUUGAUGAAGCCUAUAAACAAUUCAGUGAUGUUCUCCAUGAAUGCAGGCUGCUGAACAGUCGAGCAGCCCACGUGAUCUCACAAAACGAACAGACCAUCAGCUUCAAGAACCAACCAAAGCAGUAUGCCGUUUAAAUCUGGGAAUCUCUCGAUCUCAUUCCAUAAGAACGCAUAUGUUUUUUUCCACAG
Molecule: messenger RNA, 1156 nt
Organism: Sinocyclocheilus rhinocerous
Lineage: Eukaryota; Metazoa; Chordata; Actinopteri; Cypriniformes; Cyprinidae
Product: leucine-rich repeat-containing protein 61-like
Exons: 9
Coding region: 317-1102 (261 amino acids)
Biological process (GO): outer dynein arm assembly
Cellular component (GO): cytoplasm
Molecular function (GO): protein binding
Source: RefSeq, a predicted model, not a curated record